Molecule: messenger RNA, 1502 nt
Organism: Hordeum vulgare subsp. vulgare (domesticated barley)
Lineage: Eukaryota; Viridiplantae; Streptophyta; Magnoliopsida; Poales; Poaceae
Product: MLO-like protein 1
Exons: 8
Coding region: 21-887 (288 amino acids)
Biological process (GO): defense response
Cellular component (GO): membrane
Source: RefSeq, a predicted model, not a curated record
CUUUACUUAGAAGUAAUUUAAUGCUAGAAAUGUAUGGAUAUUUAAAGAAAAAUAGGUUGCCUUCUCAAUACCAGUUAUGGCUUGUGCAACCCUCUGGAACUGCAGGACCUAAGAAGUUGACGCAGGUUCAACGAUUUGAAUUUAUCAAGGAACGUUUUAAUGGUGUUGGCAAGGAGUCUACAUUGUUGAGCUGGAUGCAUUCAUUUGUCAAGCAGUUUUAUGCUUCAGUCAUUAAAUCUGACUACGCAACCAUGCGACUCUGUUUCAUCAUGACGCAUUGCCGAGGAAACCCCAAAUUUGGCUUCCGCACAUACAUGGUGCGAGCUGUGGAGGCUGAUUUCAAGAAGGUGGUUGGCAUAAGAUGGUACCUGUGGAUAUUCGUUGUGAUAUUCAUGCUGCUGAACGUCAAUGGCUGGCACACCUACUUCUGGAUCUCCUUCGUUCCUCUCAUCCUGCUGGUGGUUGUGGGCACGAAGCUGGAGCACGUGAUAGAUCAGCUGGCGCAGGACGUGGUGGAGAAGCACUCGGCGAUCGAGGGCGACCUGGUGGUGAACCCGUCGGACGAGCACUUCUGGUGCGGUAAACCCAGGGUGAUCCUCUACCUCAUCCACUUCAUCCUCUUCCAGAACGCCUUCGAGACGACGAGAUCGCGCUCUUCUUCUAGAUCCUGGAUUGCAAGACCACCUACGGAUUCAACUCGUGCAUCAUGGACCACGUCCCCUUCAUCGUGUCAAGGCUCGUCAUCGGGGCCGUCAUCCAGCUGCUGUGCAGCUACAACACCCUGCCUCUGUACGCGAUCGUCACAUAGAUGGGGACCUUCUACAAGGAGAUCUUCGACGAGCAUGUCUAGCAGGGGCUGUUGGGGUGGGCGCAGAAGGCCAGGAUGAGGACGGAGUUAUUCAAGGAUGCUGCUGCAGCCGCGGCCGGACCCACCAUGCAUGGCCCGUCAUCCCCACUGGAGAUGCUGCGACGCGCUGCCGCCUUGAUGCAGUGCCGUGGCGCGCCGCCGAGAUGAAGUGCCAUGAAUCAAUCAGUCGAGACACAACCUAGCGACAACAACAACUAAAAAACGGUGAUCGUUUCAAUCUAUUAUAUGGUUCUAUAUAUCCAAAGGAAUUGACACCGAUUAUUAUCCAAGAAAAAAAUGUUACCUGCCAUAGUGUGUCUUGCCAUACAAUACCGGCAUAUUAUAUUUUAGAAAUGUGAUGUAAAUCUUAUUCGUUUACAAAAAUAUGGAUGUACAGGAUGAAUGCGAACUCCGAAAAAUAAUUCUAGGACAACUGCUAACAUUCAACGACAACGAAUUUGAAGACAACAUACGUGCUGGUGUACUAGAAUUCCUCAGUUGUAUCAAGAAAACCAAAAUUAAAACUGCUAUAUAAAAUCUCUAGAUAUUUGUGUAAAUUGAUUCUGUAAGCUACUUUAGAAACUUUAUUGUUUUUUCAAGAUUUAUAUACUUCGUGCUAACUUCCAUUUUCUCUCAACAGGACAUGUGCUAUUAU